AUGAUAACAAUACAGGACAAGACUUAUUAUGUCACUUAUAUAAUGAUUCCCACCAUGGUCGAUGGUAAGGUGUGUAAUGCCGCUACAAAGACGACAUCCAUUUUGCGUUGUUAUAUAUGCGGAUUAACCUCAAAACAUUUCAACGAUUUAAAAACAAAACAAGAAGUUAAUCCAAAGGCGCUAAAAUUUGGAUUAUCUAUCUUGCACGCUAGGAUCCGCAUACUUGAAAGUUUGUUACACGUGGCGUACAGAUUGCCGCUGAAAAAAGGAAGAAUUAAUAAAAAAAAAGAUGAUGUAUCCAUAAUAAAUCAAAGGAAGGCCGAGAUCCAAAAGGAUUUUCGUGUUAAAAUGGGUUUAUUGGUAGACAUGCCUAGGACUGGAUUUGGCAAUACUAAUGACGGAAACUCAAGCCGCAGGUUUUUUGAAAAUCCGGAACUGGUAGCUGAAAUAACAGGCAUCGAUAUAAAGUUAAUUUUUCGUUUUAAAGAAAUCAUGGAAAUGAUGCUUUGUGUUGAACUUCCAGCAAAAAGCGAUACGGUACAGAAUUUUGAUGACGAGGAAACUAAAGAUGAUACUGAAUUAAUGUCUGACGAAGGCAACUCAUUUUCUGACUAA
Brassicogethes aeneus is the source of this 615-nucleotide messenger RNA. The record is from the annotation of a GenBank genome assembly. NCBI's taxonomy places the organism in Eukaryota, Metazoa, Arthropoda, Insecta, Coleoptera, Nitidulidae.